UAAAUUUUUAAGUUUUGACAGGUAGGUGCAUCGCAAGUGAAUAUUUAAACAAUAACAAUUAUAAAUAUUUACUAUCACGUGUAAGAGUACUAUAUAUAUAUAUCUCUCAAAGGAAGAUUUAAACGCAAACUGAUAGCGUUAGCAAGGAACUAAUUGAUGGAUAUUGUCAGGAUCAAAAUUUUGGCUGCAUAAGUAAUGUAAAUAAAUAAAAACUAAAGGGAAAAUGAUUAAAAUAAUAAGAAAAAAAAAACGUUUUGAACUAAAGUUGAUCGCAUAUGUUUUGUUAGUUCAAAAUAAAUAAUUGAUUGGAGUUAACCUAUACUUUAGUUUAGUUUAGGAAAAUAAAAUUGUAAAUAGUCAGUCAAGAAGUCUUACAAUAUCAAAAUAAUAAAAAUAUAAUAUUCAAUGACGUAAAAAUCAUAUAAAAUGUUUAAAAUUGAAUCAUACAUUACACCCAUAAUUUUAAAUUAUGUGGGAAAAUUCGUCAAGAAUUUUAAACCUGAACAAUCUCAGGUUUCUCUGUGGGGUGGAGAUGCAACAUUCCAAAAUUUAGAUCUAAAACUGAGUGUUCUAAAUGACGAGUUGAAAUUACCAUUUAAAUUUAUCAGUGGUCACAUUCAUGAGCUAUCAAUUCAUGUACCAUGGGUUAAAAUUGCGUCAGAGCCAAUAGUUGUUACGAUUAAUACUAUUGAGUGCAUUUUGAAAAUGAGAGAUGAUUCCGAUGUCAAUAGCGAUAAUAAUUUUCCACAAAAAAUUAAUUUUGAUACUCUACAAGAAGAAACGCCAUCUAGUUACAUAAAAACUAUCGUUACAAAAGUCGUGAACAAUAUAACAAUAAAUUGUAACAACUUAAUACUGAAGUUCGUCGAAGAAGAUAUUGUUCUCAGUGUCAACAUAAGAUUUUUCGGAUUACAAACUGUGAACAAUGAAUGGAAGCCAUCAUUUACUGAUAUCUAUACAACUGACAUGAUAUUAAGAAAAUUAAUAACCAUCGAAGAUUUAACUCUCUGCCUAGAUCGCAUGGAUGCUUCCGGUAAAAUUGAAAUUUAUCAAGAUCCAGUUGUUUAUCGAUGCUCGAUGACGAUUCGCUGGCUAAUUGAUUAUCAAAAACAGAAAACCGAUUCAACAGAACGUGAGUCAAUAACAAGAUUCGACGUUCACUGUAAAAAAAUAGAAUUUAGUAUGACUGAACAUCAGUUACCGAUGAUCAUGAGGUUAGUUACAUUGAUAAUUAAUUCAUUACAAUCUGAAUUAAACUCCAGAGAUCGUAUGUCUGUGAGAAGUUCCGAAGGAAUCGAUCAAAUUUCUGUAUCUAGUGAUGACAGUUUAUUUCCGGGAAGUUCUAAUACUUCAGUUGUAGCUCGACCAACUAACAAUAUCAGCUGGAGCUCAUGGGCAUGGCAGACUGUCACAUCAUUAGUUCCCGAUUGGAAUAACGAUUUGUCUCUAAAUAAAUCGUUAGAUAACAAUAUUCAAGUAAUUAAUUUUGGAAUUUAUGUGGACGAAACUAUUUUUACUUUUAAAGUUAUCGAAGUUAGUCAAGAAGUUUAUUCACGAAAAAAUUUGAAAGUUAAAUAUCGACCGUGCAUUUCACUACGACUGUCAGCAGUGUCCACAUCCGUUUUAGUUUAUGAUAUUAAUUUUACAGCAGUACAAAUUAAACUCGGUUACAUAGGACUUUAUCCACAAGGUAACUGUAUCUGUGGAUUCGCAGAAGUUAAAAACAACCUUGAGCCCACAUUCUAUCUGACUGCCGGAUCCUUCCAAUCAGACUACAAUAAAAGUUCACUUUUUGAUAUCAAUGCAAACGAGAACAAUGGAUUAGCCAAAAAUUAUAAAGAAAUUAUGUCUAAAGCUUUACUAUCUAAAUUUUUUAAUAACAAUUCUGACAAAUCUCCAGCUCUGAUGAUCGACUUUGUUCAUUUUAUUGAAAUACCUGCAGAAAUGUCCAAGAAAGAAUUGUUUAGAUUCAACGGAAAUUUUGAGUUUUGCAAUUUUAAAGAGACCAAAGUAACUCGAUACUAUAUCGGUAAUUUAACAGUCAAGAUAUGCUCUGGUAUAAUUCAUCGUCUCUCCGCUAUCGCUGAUUUAGUUGAGAAGGAUUUUCUGUCUUGUUUUAGUGAUAAAAAUAAUGAUACAUUAAUUGAAUCUCCAUCAACAACAAUUGAAGAGUUCGAUGCAUUAAAUGAAUACGUCGCGACCGAAAAAGUCGAACUAGUCGUCAAUCAAUUAACUGUUGAAAUAUUUUUAGCGAAUCAUCAUCACGAUAUUCGUAAAAAUAAUCCAGAUAAUAAUGCGAAAAAUUAUAAGUUCUCACUAGAUUAUCCUCGGCUCGCAUUUGAAAUUGACAAACUCGAGUUGUCUACAGUAUCGCCUAUUUAUCCAUUAAGAGUAGUAUUGUGUGCAUGCAAACAAAUCAAAGUCCCCAAGGAAAUGUUGGAUAGCUGCUAUAAAACAUAUCAACUAAAUAUAUGUAAUUUAAAAUGUAAAUUACAUCUGGCAGAAAAUAAUCAAAUGAUAUUUAUAUCUCCAUUCGGUUGUAAGUUAUCUGCCAAGUCUUUAAUUUAUCCGCAAUAUUGGAGUGAGUAUAGUGACGUAAUUCAAGCGUCGACUGAUUUAUUUAUUGACAACUUAACAAUUACUACAACGAAAGUUAAAUUUCUUAUUAUUUAUACUAUUUUAACGUCUAUUUUUUUAAAAAUAAAUACAAAUAUUACAAUGUUUUUAUCUCUUUUUCACGAGGCAUGUAAUGAAACAAAUCAGGUUUACCUAGAGUUAACACUCGAACGAAUAAAUUAUUUUAACUCACAGUUUUUAAUGUUUGUAUUGACUAAAAUAAAUGUCGGGUCUGUUAAAAUUUUUGUAUUAAACGAUAUAACGCAGGCGUUUAUUAUGUCAGGCCCGGAAAGUCUGAGUGAAAAAAAUACAAGCCACUUAUUAUAUUUAUUUACCCAACUACCACGUUAUUGGGACAACGAAGUCGAUAAUUUAAUUAUUAAAUUUCAUUUUAAUAAAACCCGCGUUAUUUUAGAUCCUCUUUUAUUCGAUUGGUUAGACUAUAAUUCAAAUUUUAACGAUAAAAAUAAUUCCCUGAUUUUGUUAGACAAUUAUGGGGUAGAUGAGACAUCGUCAGACACAAGCACUAGAAAAAAAUUUCCAAGCCUGCAUGAAAACGUUCACAGUUUAUCGGAGGGGGAGUGUCGAUUUAAUGCAUUUAAUUGGAUUAAAGAUAACUAUAAAAAUGAUAACCAAAAAGAAAUGACACCAAAUAAUUAUAAAAUUCAAUCAUCGUUAUUUACAAGAGUUAUUUUAGAUUAUUAUUCCAAGUGGCGGCGUUUAAUAUUCAAUAUAACUAUCGAUAACUGUACUAUAUAUCAACCAACCCUGACAAUAAACUGUCUUGGAGUCGAUGGAAUUGAAGAAGCCAAAGAACGCGCGCUAAAUUCAAACGAUGCGCUAAAAUUAUUUGUCAUAAAUACGUCAAAAUUGAAUAUACAGUCAGCGAGUUGGAAUGACAGCUAUCAUUCAGAAAUGACUUCGUGCAAUAUAUUGAGAAUAAAUGACGUAAAGUUAAAAAAUUUUCCCUGGACUCUAGAUCUCACCAGAUUCCACUGUUUCACUUUGAUAAAUAAAAAAGUAAACAACUUUCUAAGUAUCGAUUACUUCAAUACAACAAUUGAUUCCACAUUAAAGUCUAAUGUCAAUGAAAAUCACGACAGUUCAAGUUCAUUAGGAUUUUGCAUUUACAUAAAUACGUCACCAAUUUUAUUUUCAUUAACGAACAAACAAUUGGAAUUGAUUGAUGAUUUACUGAAUAGAAAUUUUAAAAUAGUUGAUAAAUUAUUUACUACGCCGUGUAAUACAAAUAAUCAAUCAAAUUUCAAAUUUUAUAACGAUAAUUUCAAUUGUUCUGUGAAAAAUCCACUGAGUCCAACUCAAAUAUUUUUUAUGGAAACUGAUACGAUGUCAACAUCUGCAACUUCAAAAAAUGACGUAGAAUUGGAGCCGAUUAAUGGUGACAGUGUCACUGCCUGGAUUCAAUGGACGAUAACAAAAAUGAUUAUUGAGUUACUGACAGAUGAAGACGUAGAAUCAAGCUGUGAAAAUUACAAUUACAAAGUUAUCGUUGAAUUUGAAGACAUUAUAACGUCAUUAGACUGGCAGCCGAUUUAUGUGAAAUUAAAAAAUAAAAUAACAAGUGCCAAAAUCCUGCAUUACAGAAAAUUAUUUAAUGAAGAUGACAGCAAUUGGAUGCUCGGUGACUUUACGGGGUUUAUAAUGUCAAGUAAAAGUGAAAAUUUAGACAAAAAAUUAAAUGAAAUAGACUUUUUGAGCUUUACUUUAACAAUAGCGAAAUCAAAUAACGUUUAUCACAAAUGGAUGAGAUUUAAAAAUAAAUUUUCUAAAAAUUGUUUGUUCAACGAAGACAAUGCUUUCGCAAUGUCCAACUACGUGACUGAAAUCGUCAUCGAGGUACAAAUGUUAGAGAUAAUUUUACCGAUUAAUUUAAUCCAAAAAUUUAAAGUAUUUUUGAACUUCCGUUUUACAAAACAGAGUAGUAGAUCUAGCGCCGAAAAUUUUAACAAUCAUAAGUUCCCGCUCGUAUACUUAGACCUGAAAGGAGUUACAUUGAUAAUUCCAAUAGAUUUUCCUUCCAAUCAACGGUACGACACAUUUAUAUUAACAAACGAUGGGAUUUCCAUAAUCCCACAUGCCGAUAAUCCCAUCUGCCGUAUGAUCCUACGACCAGACAUUUACGAACUUGCUGCGCAAUCAAAUAUUUUGAAUACUCCUAGUUCGAUUUUAGAGGACCGUCAAUACCAAAUAAAAGUAAAUGGCAUCAGUAUUUCAAGUACUAACUGGAUAAAUUAUCAUGUGAAAGCCACGGAACGGAAAACGCCAUUACUGUUUACGAUGAACGAGAACCCAGCGUUGGAGUGGAAUAAACUUGAAAAUAUUUUGAUUGACAAUAAAUCAACAGUGUGUCCAUUGGUAAAUAGAUUUGAUUUGUGCUGUAUAAUAGCGCCUUCAAUGGUGUUGAAGUCAAAAAUUAUUGUAUGUGGGAACGCCAUAGAAAUCACUUGUCUCACUGAUAUUAAAAUGGUUAUUAAUCUAGACCAGAUAAAAUUGUUCUCAAUAUUUUGUUCUAAACUAGAGCAACUGGAAAUUGAUGUCAACAAAACAUCUGAUAAGUGUAAUAUAAAUACUUACUAUUGUCCGACAACUUUACCUACUGUUCAGGAGACUCGAAAUGAAUCAAUUCAAGAAUCUUAUCGCGAAUCAGUCCAAGAUUCAGGAGUCGACGUUGGUUCCUCAAGUGUUGACGGAAAAAUAUAUGUAAAUUCCAGAGAUCCAGAGAUCACAGAACCAUAUGAGAAUGUUAUUAACUGCGGAAAAUUAUCAAUCGCUAUUUAUAAAAAUGAUGAUGAAGAUCCGGACAAGUGCAGUUUUAAAAUCCCGUUGGCUUUCGUCGCAAUUUAUCAGCCCAAUGUCUAUAUUUCUCGAAAUAAUCGCAAUCGCGUGGUCCGUAUUAAUUGUUUUGAUGUAUCAGUACUGUUUAGUGAAAAAGACACCAAGAUCACGACUCUACCGGAUGUUGAUUGCUAUAAAAAUGUAUUAGUACAGACGAAAAGUGGAGAUCCGCAUUCCAUUACGGGAAUACCGCCGUCUAUUUUUGUUGUCAAAUGGGAAAAUAACUCGGGAUAUUGCAAAAUAUCUGCGGAAGUAGGUCGGCCUACUAAAAUAAAUGUGUCGACGGCGCUUAUUGAUCAAAUAAAUAAUUUGAAUAAUGAGUUCACUCGGGCGUUUGAUUGGAAAAAAGAAGAAAAAUCUAAAAGCUCAUCAUUUUUGAAUGAUUAUCUGAUGAUUAAAAAUAACAGUGAUAUUAUUGAUGUUAAUUUCACUACUAAACAAAUAGUCGUAGCCGUUAUGAUUGAUUAUGCUAGAGAAAUAAUUGGCAAUUUAUCGGAAUUAUCAAUUACUUUGUUGAGUAAAAUAAGGAAAAUUCAAGCAUCUGUGGAUUUAAAUUCACUUGUGAUAACUACCAAUACAAAAGGAUGUUUGAAAGCUCUAUUGAAUCCAUUAUCUUGUAAUUUUGUUGCGAAAAUAAUAUUAGAGUCAUGGCAAGAUUUAGAUGAAUCUCCGUUGAUAAGAUUUCAAGGCUACAGCGAUUCAAUAAACAUCGAUCUGGGUCCAGAACAAGUUAAAUUUAUUGAAAAAAUAUCGAGCGAGUUUGAAAAUUAUUUAAAAGAAUACACUGAUGAGAAGAGUAAUGAAGAAGAAGUUACCCAAAUAUCAUCAACUGAGCAGUAUUAUCAAGAUGACUUGAGAGCUGGCGCUUUUCAAUUUGCUGAUGGAACAAACGAUCAAGUUCCGCUGCCCUACCAAGUUAUUUUUUCAAAUUACCCCCGUAAAAUAAUGGCUUGGAAAUAUCCACAGCCGCGGAUUUUGACUCGUUUGAAUCUGACUAAUAUUCUGUGGAACAUAAUCGAUGACUUAGACAUUGAUUUGGAUCAAAUAAAUUGUAUAAUUGAGUACUGGAAUGACAACUUGAUGUCUUAUCAACGUUUCAUCAAAUUUAAUAUGUCAGAGUCUGAUAAUUUGACAUCAUUACUGAAUAAGUCACCGUCGAGGGCCGUUUCUUGUCUCUGGAGAGCAACUAUUUGUUCAAAUGAUGAAGAAAUUAACUCAAUGACACCUCGUGACUUAGCCGGGUGUCUGAGAAUCGACUCUUAUUUCAAUUCUUCAUAUAUUCCAAGCAUAGAAGUGACUUUGAAUAUUAAUUAUAUUAAAAUAUCACUUUUUAAUAAUUUCUACAACCAUAAUUACAAUAUCUUGCCAUUUCCACUUGACAAAUUUAAGCUGAACAAUUUUGUGCCUUUGAAUCAAUGCUUCGCUGAUUUUAUAGUAGAAAACAAUUGCUUGGUAUACAAUAAGUGGAUUAAUGACGGAGUAAUAAGUAAUUUUAUUGGAAAUUUAAGUGUCAAAAUUAUAGAUUACGAAUCGAUGAUGAUGCACAAAGUACUUGAAUCACUUGAGUUCAAAGCUCAGCUAAAUAAAUUAAAUCCUACCAAGUUUUCAUUAACGAUAAGCGAAAUGACAUUAAGACUUGGACCGGAAAUAGCUCAUACAUUAAUACUGUCAUUAGACCAAUGGAAUUCGACCCUAAAAAAUGACGAAAGUUGUAAAAAUUGCAGUAUUUUUAAUAGAAUUAUUUUAGCUAAUGACUGUAAUUUACCGAUAAGGUUUUCUCAAGACAAAACAACUGAUGAUAUUAUUCUACAAACCCGCGAGUGCUAUUUUUACUCAUGGCGGCAAAAAUCAAAUUUAAAAUUACGCGUCGCAAUUAAAAUAGAUCAGACUUGGGUCUGGAGUGAUUUAUUUAAAAUAAAUAACAACAGUAAUUACAACGUAAUUGAAAUUAACGUUAACAGUAAAGAUAAAGUUAAAAUUCACUACAAAAUAAAAUUUAUUACUUCGACUCAAAAAAUUAUUUUUUUCACUGGGCAAUUAAUUGUAAAAAAUGAAUUGACUGACGAUUUUGAAUUGAAAUUAGUCCAGUAUAAUACAACUGCUGAUAAAACUCUCAAGUCGGAAUCGACCUUUACUUUAUUAAGAAAUCAUCAGCCGCAAUCUUUCUUGAUCAACGAUAUAAGUAACGUUACUAUGAGACUACGAUUUAUAAAUCUGACAAGUUCUACGUCUUGGACUGGGGACAUUCCAUUGAAAGCAAAUCCAAAAUGUGACCAGCCGUGGCUUGUAAAAUUACCUUUCAACAACAAAAAUCAAUUCUUGAGCAUUUGGGUUCGUAACAUUCGUGAAAAUUUACUUAAUGAUAUUAAAAUACUAGUAAUUUUAAGUCCACUGUAUUUAAUACAGUCGUGGUUACCAAAUCCCGUAGAUAUUAACAUCGAAACACCGACGCUCAAUUCAUCGAUAUCUUCAAUCUUAAGUGGUCGUGGUGAAAGACAGCAAAUUCACUGCCCCGGUACCUUCGAACAUCACCAUUUAUUAAAACUGAUAUUCAGCGAAGACGUCAGUACGAAUUUGAAUUUUCCAAUCUCGUAUAAUUCAAUUGAUCAACGUAAUUUUUUCAAACGUCCAGAGAACGAAAAAAUUGAUGACAUUUUGAACCAACUGUCGGACAAUAAAAGUGUAAAAAAAAAUUUCUGGCCUGUAGAUGAAAAUUACAACUGGGUUUCUGUCGUUAAAUCUCAAACGUAUGUCCAAAUAAAUUAUAGAGACGCGGGUUUAAUUUCCAGUACAUUAUUAGUAGAAAUACGUCCCUGGUGUUUUAUUUUAAAUGUCUACAGUAGAAAUAUAAAUUUAGUAUCGCCGGAAAUUGAUUUUAUGUGUACGAUUCCAAGUAAUAGUGUGACGUCACCCCCUAAAAUUUUAGAAAUAUUUCACAUCGGGGUUGAAUUAUUCAAUGAUAAAUUUAUGUCACCGCCACUUCAGUUUGCGAAUUCAGAAUCGAAUCGCGGAUUUAUCAAACCUCAGAUUAACGGGCUGAUACCAUUAGAGGGAAAUAUUGAAACUUUCAUUGAUUGUGGAUCUGUAACUAUCAACUUGAUAAUUAAUUCCCAUGUGAUAGACAAUACACGAGUCAUUAAAAUAAUGAGCAGUCAUGUUGUUUGUAACUUGACCAGCCAUUCUUUAAAAUUAGCCUCCAUUUACGUAGAGAAAAAUUGUUCAAAUAUUGACUUCACCACUGGACUAACAGAAGUCCAAUUAAAUUUACCGGCAUCUAAAAACGAUGGCAUAGGACUUCCUAUUGAGAGCUGGCACAAUUUAGGAAUUAAAAAUUAUGACAGAAAUAAUUUUAAUUCGUUUAUUUCACUGACGUUAGAGGAACUGAAUGACAUUCACAGUUGGUCUUGUCCAAUAAAACUCGACCAAUCAUUCGGACGAAAUUGUGUUUCAAUCAGUAAUGGAAAUAAAGCCAUUCCGAUAAUCGUCAUGACUCAAAAAGAUCGUGAUGUAGUUUACGUUACGAUAAUUGAGGAUCAAUUCCCACAGUUUACAAUCACUAAUUCUUGUUCAUUUACGAUAAUGGCUGGGCAUCCGAAUCCAACUUUAGAUUCAUUAGAGCUAGACGCGCCACCAUUUAAUUGGGCUUGCAAUGUGAGACCAGGAUAUUCUUGUCACUAUACGCUUAAAAAAUUUGGAAGUUGUAUUCCUGACAGUUCAAUUGAUAAGGAAAUUUUUGCUCAACUAUGGCUGUGUAUUCCACUUGAACAAAGUGCCGACAAUUUAAAAAAAAAAGUUAUUGAUAAAUUUAAAAAUGAUUCUGUUUUGAUUAAAAUAAUUGAGUUUCCAGUUGAGUAUCCAGUGAAAUUUGAUCGAUUUAUUGGUCUUGACCAUAACGGUCCCGUUAAAAUAAUUGUGGAAAGCUGGGGUCACUCUAUUUUUAUAAACAUCGAACCGAAGUCUAAUAUUGAGGUGUCAGUUCGUGACAUUAGAAGUCGGCUGAUAAGUGAAAAAGACAAAUUGUAUGACUCAAGAUUACCAAGUGAUUCAAAAUAUUCAAGUGUUAAAAGUUUACAAUCGUCGAUAGAAAAUACUAAAUGUACAAAUUCAAAGUCUGAAGACGUAGAAAGCACACGUUCAUCGCGAGAAAAAAUUGCGGUAAAUUUAAACGACCAUUCAGAUACCGUUUGUUCCCUUUAUUUGCAUAAAAUUAAUAUUAUAAUCACCCAAGACGGUGAUGAUGGAGUUUUAAACGAAGUCGCUGCACUUUACUUGACUAAUACAUUUAUUUUAAUGACAUCAAACAUCAAAUGUCUCAAUUUAAAAACAUUUAUUGGUGAUUUACAGUUAGACAAUCAAUUAUUCAAUAACGGCGGCUAUGAUUUUCCAGUUGUUCUUAUAAACCAAAAACCAGCAGCAGUGAACAAAAAUAUGGUCGAUUUAUCUGUCUCUCCUGAGUCUACUGUAUUUGAAUUAAAAGAUGAAUCUUUGAUUACUUUCGAGCUUUCAUUAGACAAAAUAUAUGACAAAAAUGCAUAUAAAAAUGUAUACAUAAAAAUAUUACCGACAAAUAUUUACAUUGAAGAUAAAUUUAUUUCUCAAUUAUUGGACUAUCUCUCAACAAUAAUCCAACCCUAUAUUUUUACAUCUUCUCAAAAUUUAAAUUUGACAAGAAAAAAGUCUUCGAACGAUAAAUUACUAGUCGGCGUUCGGAUUCCUACUAAUGUCAUAGUGGACACUAAAAUAAUAAGCUCGCCAUUGAGACUGCAAAAUUUAAUAAUCGAGCCGAUUUCAAUUCUUGUUAGUGUUCAUACAUCUGUGAGACUUUACAUAGCUUUAGAUCAUUCCCCAUUACAUUUUGCUAUUUUUGAAAGACGUAAUCUCUUUACUACACCUUACAGAUUAGGUAAUGCCCUGACUAUGCAUUAUUUAUCAGGGGCGAUUUUCGGCGCAGGGUGGGUAGUUGGUUCGUUGGAAAUUCUUGGCUCCCCAGGAAGUUUUGCUCAGGCAGUAGGACUAGGUCUCAAAGAUUUCAUAUCCCUACCGUUCCAAGGUUUACUUCACGGCCCGUGGGGAUUUAUUAUGGGGAUUACUCAUGGGUCUGCAAGUCUAAUGAAAAACGUAACUGCAGGUACAGUUAACUCAGUGACUAAAUUAGCCUCCAGUGUUGCCAAAAAUCUCGACCGUCUGACUCUCGAUAACGAGCAUUUGCAGCGACAAGAAGAGUCGAGAAGACUAAAGCCUCAAGGAAUGACCCAGGGCUUUUAUCAAGGUCUCACAAGCUUCGGAAUAAGUAUUUUAGCAGCAGUCGCUGGUCUUGCUCAUCACCCACUUCAAAAUUUUUUGUCCAGUGACUCGACAACUCGAGGCAUUGUUACGGGAGUUGGAUUAGGGCUCGUUGGAGUUGUAACGAAACCUCUCAGUGGUGCUGCAGAACUUGUCGCACUUACUGGCCAAGGAUUACUUCAAGGUACUGGUUGGAAUCCACUGCCAUUACCAAAACGUAAUGUCAAAGUUACUACAAACAAUUCAUGUGAUUUAGAGUAUCGGUUUUUAUGGAAACUUAUGGAUUAUAUUAUUGAAAAUCAUGAUGAUAUUUUAUAUUUGAUAAAUGCCCAUUUACUUGAUACUGAUGAAAACAAAAAACCGGUAAUAUUAAUUUUAACAAGAAAAAAGUUGAUCAUUAUUGAUAUUCAAAAUGAUAAUGUACAAAAAAUAUUUUCGUUUAAUGACUUCCAUUGUUCAGACGAUAAUAUGCAAGACUCUAAAUUGUUUAGGUUGAUAUUUACAACAAAUACAAACACAAACAAGUCAAAAAAUAACUUUUAUUCCGACGAACAAAGGGAAAUAAAUGACGAAAUGAGAUCAAGAGUAGAACAAUAUGUUUUGACUGGUGGGUUUCAUAAUUAUUAUAGUGCUACUGGCAAUAACACUGUAGUUACCUCGGAUUCUAACUGUUGUAAUGACAACUCUUUGUUAUUUAUUAUAGAUUUUCAUAAAAAAAAUUAUUUGAUAAGCAUUAUUAAGUUAAUAAAAAGACAGAGUCUACAAAAAGAUUUCACUGUUAUAUAAUUCAAAUAUGUAAAUUUUUUGUUUUAUUCUUAUAAAAUAUAUUCAUAAAAAAAUAUUAUUUAUUUUAUUUAUUCACGAGAAUUGUUGCAUUGUUAAGUCAUCUAUAUAUUUAUGAUUAAUAAGGUAACUCUGUAUUUAAUCGUCUCAAUAUAUA
Molecule: messenger RNA, 11695 nt
Organism: Microplitis mediator
Lineage: Eukaryota; Metazoa; Arthropoda; Insecta; Hymenoptera; Braconidae
Gene: Vps13B
Product: intermembrane lipid transfer protein VPS13B
Exons: 3
Coding region: 427-11541 (3704 amino acids)
Source: RefSeq, a predicted model, not a curated record